AUGUGUUGGGAGCCCUGUGUUGGCAGCCCUGUGUUGGGAGCCCUGUGUUGGGAGCCCUGUGUUGGGAGCCCUGUGUUGGAAGCCCUGUGUUGGGAGCCCUGUGUUAACAGCCCUGUGUUGGGAGCCCUGUGUUGGGAGCCCUGUGUUGGGAGCCCUGUGUUGGCAGCCCUGUGUUGGGAGCCCUGUGUUGGGAGCCCUGUGUUAGGAGCCCUGUGUUGGGAGCCCUGUGUUGGGAGCCCUGUGUUGGGAGCCCUGUGUUGGGAGCCCUGUGUUGGCAGCCCUGUGUUGGGAGCCCUGUGUUGGGAGCCCUGUCCCUGUGUUGGGAGCCCUGUGUUGGGAGCCCUGUGUUGGGAGCCCUGUGUUGGGAGCCCUGUGUUGGGAGCCCUGUGUUGGGAGCCCUGUGUUAGGAGCCCUGUGUUGGGAGCCCUGUGUUGGGAGCCCUGUGUUGGGAGCCCUGUGUUAGGAGCCCUGUGUUGGGAGCCCUGUGUUGGCAGCCCUGUGUUGGGAGCCCUGUGUUGGGAGCCCUGUGUUAGGAGCCCUGUGUUGGGAGCCCUGUGUUGGGAGCCCUGUGUUGGGAGCCCUGUGUUAACAGCCCUGUGUUGGGAGCCCUGUGUUGGGAGCCCUGUGUUGGGAGCCCUGUGUUGGGAGCCCUGUGUUGGGAGCCCUGUGUUGGGAGCCCUGUGUUAG
Molecule: messenger RNA, 687 nt
Organism: Oncorhynchus nerka (sockeye salmon)
Lineage: Eukaryota; Metazoa; Chordata; Actinopteri; Salmoniformes; Salmonidae
Product: keratin-associated protein 9-8-like
Exons: 2
Coding region: 1-687 (228 amino acids)
Source: RefSeq, a predicted model, not a curated record